Molecule: messenger RNA, 873 nt
Organism: Prunus armeniaca (apricot)
Lineage: Eukaryota; Viridiplantae; Streptophyta; Magnoliopsida; Rosales; Rosaceae
Source: the annotation of a GenBank genome assembly
AUGAAAGUGAAAGCAAAAAGCCCCAAAGCGAAAUUUGGGCUACCCACAGUCUUCCUCCUCUGUUCCCUCUUCUUCUUCGCUGGCUUGUUCACCUUCACCCUCCUCUCUCAUGUCUCCUUCCCUCAAUUUCUCUCCGGUCCACGCUCGGUCUCCAGAACGCUUCAAUCGGAAGAUGGCGAAGAUCACGGUCCAAUGCCGCAAGGCGAGACCGGAGACAGCUUUAUUCAAUCGAUUCCAUUCCAGGUUUUGAGUUGGAAACCGCGGGCUCUUUAUUUUCCGAGAUUUGCAACUGCGGAGCAAUGCGAAAGCGUGAUUGAAAUGGCGAAGACUAAGCUCAGGCCGUCGGCAUUGGCUUUGCGAAAGGGAGAGACUGCUGAGAGCACAAAGGGGACUAGAACAAGUUCAGGCACAUUUAUUAGUGCAUCCGAAGAUGAAACUGGAAUCCUGGAGAUUAUUGAGGAAAAGAUUGCCAGGGCUACAAUGUUACCAAGGACCCAUGGAGAGGCAUUCAAUGUUUUGCGGUAUGAGAUUGGCCAGAAGUAUGAUUCUCAUUAUGAUGCAUUCAACCCAUCGGAAUAUGGUCAACAGAAAAGCCAAAGAUUUGCUUCCUUCUUGUUGUAUCUUUCUGAUGUAGAAGAAGGUGGAGAAACCAUGUUCCCUUUUGAGAAUGGCUUACAUAUGGGUAUGAGCUAUGAUUACAAGAAAUGCAUUGGUUUAAAGGUUAUGCCCAGGCAAGGGGAUGGACUUUUAUUUUAUUCAGUGCUUCCAAAUGGCACAAUUGAUCAGACAUCUCUUCAUGGAAGCUGCCCAGUGAUCAAAGGGGAAAAAUGGGUUGCAACAAAGUGGAUUAGAAAUCAAGAAGAUCUGGAGUAA